GAGGACAAACAACUCGUCCAAAUUGCGCUUCAAUUUGAGAUCGAAGGAUUACGAAUAACAUGGGACUAUGUUGCACGACAAAUGGAAAAGACGAAGAGAACUUCAAGGGAACUGCGUUUAAGACUUGCCAGCUUGAAACGAACCUACGGUAAAUCGAUACGCAACUUCCCCCGAUGCUUCUUC
Phytophthora sojae is the source of this 183-nucleotide messenger RNA. RefSeq lists its product as hypothetical. The annotation marks the transcript as partial. The transcript has a single exon. Lineage: Eukaryota; Oomycota; Peronosporomycetes; Peronosporales; Peronosporaceae. The record is from RefSeq and is a predicted model, not a curated record.